Molecule: messenger RNA, 3188 nt
Organism: Priapulus caudatus
Lineage: Eukaryota; Metazoa; Priapulida; Priapulimorpha; Priapulimorphida; Priapulidae
Product: testis-expressed sequence 2 protein-like
Exons: 14
Coding region: 62-2572 (836 amino acids)
Cellular component (GO): endoplasmic reticulum
Molecular function (GO): lipid binding
Source: RefSeq, a predicted model, not a curated record
UCAGACUCCGCCGAAGUCGAAGCAAGGGAAGACGAAGCCAGCGCUGUCGGACAAAGUGACAAUGUCGUCGCUGCUCUCCCGCAGCAUCGACGAAUGCGCCGAGGACGAUCCCAUGGUGUCUCCCCCUGGCGGCAGCGCACCCGAGCCAAACUUCGACUGGCCCGACGACGACUUCGGCCUGGAGAUGGUGGACCGAGACGGACUCGUGACGGAAGCUGCUGAAGCCGCUGACGCGAUGGUCGAGACGGCAGAGGCGUCGCCGCGGCAACCAAGGCCCGACAUCGGUCGGUCUGCGUGGCGUCAGUCGAUGUGGAAGUUGGCAGUUGUCGUCGCUGUGCUCAUUGCAUUUUACUUGCUCCCCCUGGCGGGACAGAUCAAGGGAGCGGUCAUCGGUGCUGUCGUGGCGUUGGUCAUCCAUCGAUUGUUCACCCACAUCUUCGCUCCCUCCCAGCCAAAAAAGCCCAUACCUGUCGCACCGCUGAAGGAGCUCCCUCCGAUGCUGAAACCUGAAGUCCUGUUCUUGAACGUGAAGCAAGGCGUGGGAGAAAUUUACAAGGGCUGGAUGAACGAGCUACUGUGUGACUACAGCAUUGACGGCCACCACAUCAACCAGACGUUCUCUGUCUACGUGCGACUGGAGGGCUACAACCUGCGACUGUCGCGCCCGAAGACGAACAUCCCUCAUCGCAUGAUGUUCGAUGAACAGCGGCACGAUCCGAUAUUCGUUCAUCAGCGGCACUUCGAUCUCACCGGCAGUAAGGUGUUUUUGCUUCCUCCCGGACUAGUGUCAAAACGUCUGUGGAGCAAGAAAUACCCAAUUUGCAUUGCGCUAGCGAGGACAGGUAGCAAGAGAACUGUUAAACCGCCUAUUGAAACCAACCUGGAAGAAGAACCUGAGCAAUCUCUGGGAGGUGAGGUGCCCAGGAGAGAGGAGUGUUCAGAGAGCAUCCUCUAUCUCUUUGCGCGAACCUGUCGUGAGAAGGAGGAGUGGUUUCGCAGAUUCCAGAUGACGAUAUUGUAUGCAGAUCUUGCUGCGUUGAGCAGCAAGGAGAGGCCAGUGUCUCGCACACCUUCCCUGUCAUCCAUCAGUUCCUCUAGCUCAAUGAAGGACGUCGCAUCAGAGAGAAAGGAGCAGCAGCAGCAGCCACAUGGGAGCUCAGACGUGGAGAAGCCAUCUGAAAUUGAGAUGUCGUCAGUUGCACAGCGGAUGGGCCACAGAAAGACGGCGAGCGACGGGGAUGUGUCGCCCCUCUCCUCCCCUACGCACGAGCACGAGACGACGGCCGGGUCGUGGUUUGCCGAGGCGGAAAACCUGCUAGAUGGCACAGGUAGCAAGCCUGGUGAGGAAGUACCCGUGGAGCUAUUGCACAGGCGAUCGGAAUCCGAGCCGAACUUUGCCAGCUUCGACGAGGAGAAAUCGCCGCCUUCAGUCGCACGGCAGGAAUUGGAAAAGGGUGAGCUGUCAGAGACGGCCAGCUAUCCACGGCUGGCAGACGCCAGUGAAGGUGGCACUCAGGGGCAUAACGAGCGACGGGUCAAGAGCAGCCAGGUGGCGCCACAGUCGCCCGUGCGUAGCCGCGUGAGCGCCAACACUGCGCAGCAGCUUCAGUUCAACAACUACAUGGCCAGACUGAUCCCAAGUGACAAGCAGGCGGCGACUAACGCUGACUGCCAGGACUCGGUCGCAUGGCUGAAUGCGCUGCUGGGGAGACUCUUUUGGGACUUCCUCCGAGAGAAUCUCUGGGCAGAGAAGGUUGCCGAGAAGAUACAGAAGAAACUGAGCAUGAUAAAGGUGCCGUAUUUCAUAGACGAGUUGACCCUUACCGACAUUGAGCUGGGUGUAUCACUGCCUGUGAUGCGCAGGGCGUCGUUGCCAUGGGUGGACGAUAGAGGGCUCUGGGUUGACCUUGAGGUCGCCUACAGUGGUUCAUUCAAGAUGACGCUUUCGACCAAGGUCAACCUGAUGAAACUGAAGAAGGAUCCUGAGAUGGCUGGUUCUGACAGCGAUGAGACAGACAAAGCUCGACGCGACCUGUCUGCAGUCACCGAUAGCGAUGUUGAAGAUAGUGCGGAGUCAUCGAGUGACGAGGAGAGCCAAGCCCCCGAGGAUGCUGUUGUAAAGAACCUUGAUGAGAACUCCCAGAACCCAAUCAUCAUCGGCGGCGCGUCAGUGCAGAAGAAGUUUCUGCGCAUGGUCGACAAGAUCACGGCGAGCCGCUACUUCCAGCAGGCGACCGAGUACAAGUACAUCAAGAAGGCGAUGGAGAACGUGUCGAAGGUGCCGCUGCUGCUCACCGUCGAGGUGCACAGCCUCACAGGCACGAUGGCCCUCAACGUUCCUCCUCCGCCCACCGACCGGCUGUGGAUGGGAUUCCGAAACAAUCCACUUAUCUCCAUUUCUGCACGUCCCAAGCUCGGAGCCCGGCUAGUGAAUAUUGAGUACGUCACUGACUGGAUAGAGAAAAAACUAGUCUUGGAACUGCAGAGGGUAUUAGUGAUGCCCAACAUGGAUGAUCUAGAAAUACCAAUCAUGCAAGGCAACGUGAACGUGCCGAGGCGGCCAGAUCUGUGACCUUCAACUUUGACCCCCAGUAGAGCUGUGUGAGCCUUGUACGUGGGUAUUCUGCUAGACCGUUUCGAUCGCAGCUGCUAUUCGCUUGCAGGUUGCGAGCGUGUGCACUACACGAUUACUCAUGUGAUUUGCUAUCAUGAGCAGGUGCUAUGGUAUGGCCACAGAUGCUACGUAGUAGCUAAAAAUAAUUAAUAAUUUGCACGGGUGGUGACUGUCGCGGUAGAAGUCGGAAGCGUGAGAGGAGUUCUCGAUACAUUUGAGUAUGUGCCACUGAUGAUAGAACCAAAUCUGGGAUGAUUAACGUUUGUAAGCAUUUGCUGUAGCUUCAAUUUGUUUUGGUACAUUCCACCCAGAUGCUAAAGAAUAAUUACUUUUGUCAUGUAAUUGUUGAAUGGCUGAAUGGCCAGUGCGAGUCUGCUUUGCUUAACGAAAUCUUAUUGGUUUUGAAAGUGUUCCCCCCCUAUGCUUGCUGUUUUGAAUGGUUGUGGCAAGGGGUGAAGCUCAGUAAAACAGGUUACCAAGAUUGUCAUUAAUGUGCAGUUCUAUUUUUUAGUUCUUCCCAUGUUUCGGUGCUAUAUUUUGUUUUAUAUUUUUAGCUCAUCUGACAUAGUCAGAU